AACCGAUUGAAACCAGAAGCACCAAUUCCAAGAAUCAAACCCUCACCAUGUCCAUUGCUUCAUCUUCCCAAAGCUUCUUCACCAACGCCCUCCUCUCUACCCCCCAUAAAUCAUAUCCAAAUCAUAUCCCCAAAAACUCCAUAAUCAUCUCUUCUAAACAUGAAACCCCCGAAGACUCAUCCAGAAUCAAAGAGAAUAACAAUCAACUUGCAAAGCUUGCUUUCAUGACAAUGGCAGCUGGGGUUUUGACACUAGGAUCAGUUGAUCCAGCUUUCGCUGCCAAAUCCGGCGGCCGUGUCGGUGGUCAGGCUUUCCGAUCUGCACCACAGCCUCGUUCAUCUUCACCAAGAAUCAAUAAUUCCAGGACCAAUAUUUACAUAAAUCCGAGGGUUGCGCCACCGCUGGUUGGUGGAUAUGGUUACGGGUGGGGGUGGUCACCGUUUUCCUACUUUGCACCUGGCCCAAGCGUGGCUAUUGGCGUGGGUGGUGGUUUUGAUACCUUGGUAUUGUUUAUGCUUCUUGGUGCGGCGGCCGCCGUCGUUAGAAGCUUUUUUCGAUCAAGAAACGAUUACGAUGAUGAAGAUUAGUGAAACUCUUGUAGAAGAACAUAUACUUAUAUUUGUUGAGGUUGUAUGUAAUUCUUCUAAAACAAAGAAUCAAAAGUUAAAAUCUCUAAAAUAAA
This is a messenger RNA of Cynara cardunculus var. scolymus (artichoke), 682 nucleotides long. RefSeq lists its product as uncharacterized. NCBI's taxonomy places the organism in Eukaryota, Viridiplantae, Streptophyta, Magnoliopsida, Asterales, Asteraceae. The coding region runs from base 48 to 587 and encodes 179 amino acids. The transcript has 3 exons. The record is from RefSeq and is a predicted model, not a curated record.